AAAAGAAUAUUGUUACACGUUUUAUCUCUCUCUAGUCGUCGUCUUCCUCUUCUUCUGCUACUUCUUGUUUCCUCUGAUGAAUCCCCACAAGACAGAAGAUCUGUUCCACCACCAUGGCCUUGGACCUCCCGACAUGGUCGAUCAAUCCCAGCCGUCCAUUCACCAUGAUCAUCAUCAUCAAUAUCACCGCCACCACAACCCCGACGAUGAUCCACCCUUCUCUCUCCCGGAAUUCGUCCUCUUCCGCUCCUCCACUUCCGGCGAGUCUCCGGCGCAAUCUUCCGACGAAAAAGAUGACGCCUCUCAUCCCUCCGCCGGAAUCCCCAAAAUCGCUCCCGCGCCUAAUCCUAGGGUUUCGAAUCACGGAGGAGGAGGCGGCGUUUUCAUCAAUCCCGAGCCUCAUGUUUCAACCCAGUUUUACACGUUCAACGCAGAUUCUUACGCACUCAUGAUCCGUUGCCUCCGCGAUCACCGGCUCGCGACGCCGGCGGAGAUCCGCGCCGCCACGCCGAGGGCCGUUCUCAAGUCGUGGCGCUCUGUCUGGAAGGACCGAAAUGAGGACACUGCGUAUCUCACGGCCUGGAAACGGAUCCAGGACAAGCUCACUGCGCGCGUCGACCCAUCUUCCGGUAACGAGUUUCUCUGCUUCAAGAACAACUCUCAGCAAUUCGUCUCCCACAUUAAUCAGUGGCAAGACAUCGUCAUGAGCUUUCAUGAUGAUGCCGAUUUGAAACACCUAUGCCUCAAAGAGACAAUAGACAGGAUUAAGCAAGUGUGGACUGUCGGUGCUAAGUUCUAUGGCAUUCCUGAGAGUUAUAUUAGGGUUUGUGUUGCGGCCUGUCCUAUCUGCAACGCUGACUCUGGGUCAGUGUCAAGGAGCAAACGGCGCAGAUUUGAGUACACUGAGUCAUUUGAUGUGCCUGCCAAAGAAGUGCCCCAUAGGUUGCAGCAAUUGGCGGCUAAGCAUAAGGUUGUGCUCUGCAUUAGACAGAAGUAUAUUAGGUAUAAGCCAUUCAUGGCAGAGGUGAAGGAUUAUGCUUGUCAUAGGGCUGGAGAGCCCGUCUUGAAGAAGUCUAGGAUUCUGAAGAGGGAACCCUAUCAAUCAAAGAGAUGUGGUUGUGGUUUUAGGAUUAGGGCUAUUGUGCCAAUUGCUAACUACAAUGAAAAGGACAAGACCUUUGUAUAUCAGGAAGAAGGGAUCGCUGUCUUCAAGUUAUAUGCCGUGCAUUCUGGGCAUGAGCCGGGGGCAAUGGAUGGGAAUGCGAGAAUCAUGCAUCGGGUUAUUGGGCACAAGGGAGGAUUUUUUCUGGACCAAGACACUGUCUAUGGGGUAAGGGAGGAGUUAGAAAACGAAGGGGUUGGAUUAAUGGGGAAGGGUGAUGGGGAUAUGCACUUCUCUGUUUUACAGCAAGUGCAAGAACUAAGGAACGAACUCGGCACACUUGAGGGCAGGAUCGGGAAGAUCCCACGAGAGUUGUUGGGUUCGGUGUCAAGGGAAUUGUUUGAUAUUCUAGACAAAAUACGGAAUUUGGGAGAUGAGAAUGCAAAGUCUGGCAACCCACCCUCAGGUGAAGAUCUUCUAGGAGACAAUGAUUUAGCACAUUGGAGUGACCAUCACCAUGAACAGUUGUAUGGGGAUGGGAAGGAAGCUGAGCUCAUCGAAGAUGACGAGGACAGUUUUGGGAGGAGCCUUGAUGACGUUGUACCUUGGGAACAGAUACGGCCCCCAAAGGAUCUCUUGUCUGAGCCUUGUAAGCCUGAGAAAUGGCUGAAGUGCAAUGACUUUGAUGAGAAGAGUAUUCUCAAUUGUGAAGAUACUAAACUAACAAAGCCCAUGAGACUAGAUGCGGGUAUAGCUACGGAUGUAGGUUUAGUCGGCAUACAAGUGGAUAGCUUCUAUCAGGAAAACUCCAAAUGGUAUGAUUCUCCUUGUGGGUUGGAUUCCAACACAGACUGCGGGGACAGAUUCAGACACGGGGAGGUUUUGUAGAAAUGGAAAGUUCCAGGUUAACCGACACUAACUGCUGUUUGCAUAGUGGGGAUUCAGUUGUAAAUGCAUGUAUUCUGGAACGAUUCAGGUCUAUUGUACUGUAGGAGUUGUUGUUGUGAUGGUUUCUUGCAUAUACAUUAUUAGAUUGCUAACCACGAUGUGAACCUUUGAGAUUUUUUGGUGGGUUCUUGUAAAGCAUAUCAGUCGUCACCUGUGUACCUUUUCAUUUGUAUUUUGACUUGGGUUCUCGAAACGCUUCCUCCCUGUGGAAUAUGUAGUCUUUCUUCUGUUUACUCACAGGAAAUAUCUGCCAUUCAUACACCAAGAUGGCCAAUCUGUAAGCUCUUUUGCAGUUCCAAGAACAACACAUGGUCUCGGCUGCUACUUCUCAAGGUCUCUCUCUCUCUCUCUAGAAUGGCUCUCCUAUUGAUUCAUGUUAUUGGGUGUGGUUCUUGGUUUGGGUUAUCUGCUGGUGCCAAUGUGAAUCAGAGUGUGGCUAACGGUUAGGUGACCCACCAACUAUUAAACAAGAUCCUAACGACCUAACCGGAAGUGGAAGCCGGCAAUUUGGCCGCCGGGAAGUUCAUGGCUGUGAGCUGGGUCGCCACUUGUUGUUGAAGAAGUGCCCUGUCAUCUAUGGCCAGAGGAUCUUCUUCCCACAAGUCAAAGUCUGAUGGAUCGGUCGGAGAAUGACUGUUGGGGACCACCACCUGCGGUAAGGAUGGCUGUGUCAUGUCCGAAGGCGACGACCACCGGAGACUCGGUGGUAUCUGCAGUGAAGGGUGCAGCUGUUGCGGAGGAAACCGCUGAAAUGUGGAGAGACGUGCCUGAAUGUAUGCGAGUUCCGCUUGCAAUUUCACCACCUGUUUUACACAGCCAUUGUGUGUAUAUAUGUUAUAUGCGGAGUAUUUUUCAUCAGAUUGUAUUUUCUUGCAUCAUGAAUCAAAUGCCAUUUUUUGUUCCAA
Molecule: messenger RNA, 2955 nt
Organism: Tarenaya hassleriana
Lineage: Eukaryota; Viridiplantae; Streptophyta; Magnoliopsida; Brassicales; Cleomaceae
Exons: 4
Coding region: 77-1990 (637 amino acids)
Source: RefSeq, a predicted model, not a curated record